Molecule: messenger RNA, 1800 nt
Organism: Kickxella alabastrina
Lineage: Eukaryota; Fungi; Kickxellomycota; Kickxellomycetes; Kickxellales; Kickxellaceae
Exons: 2
Coding region: 1-1800 (599 amino acids)
Biological process (GO): regulation of DNA-templated transcription
Molecular function (GO): sequence-specific DNA binding; DNA-binding transcription factor activity
Source: RefSeq, a predicted model, not a curated record
AUGAACCACGUCAAGACCGAGCAGCACUCUUCGUGGGAGCUCCGUGGAGAUCACAGCGCAUACUCCGUAGCCACCACUCAGGAACAGCCAGCGCAAAAGCACACAGCUUCUAGCAACGAGCACGUAUCAUCAGUCGCACCAACACCCUCAAUUACCGCCAGCUCUGCAGAAGUAAACAGCAACCCUAACAUCAACACGAACAUGUCCGUCGAGACUGCAUCUAUGCCAUACAAGGCCCUGGGUCAGCCCAUGUCGGUGAGGAACUCUGCUAUUGCCGGGUCUAUUCCCAUGGCCUACAAUGCGCCUUCAAUGAUGUUCAACCCCAAUUCUCUUGUUGUCUCAUCUGCCACCAUUGUCGCUGCACUGACAACCGGCAUGGGCAGCACACUGCCCUCGAUGAGCUCAAUGUCCGAGUUUGCUACUGCCGCAAACACUCCGAGUGGCAACAACCUGAGCACGCAGUCGUCACCCGCACUUGCGCACAGCUCCAUGCUUAACCACGGCCACGGCUCCCCGCUUGGCAUGCUCUCUACGUCGAUGUACCCGUCUAUGCCCAACAUUCCGUCAAUGUCCACUAUGUUGCCCAUGCCCAUCUCGCGCGAUGAGAUGCUCAUGAACGCGCGCACCAACCCCGGCCUUUCCACAAUGAGCAGCGAGCUCUCCAUUGACACUCGCCACCAGGUUCUGCACUCAAAGUCCUCAAACCCCUCUCUUGGUGGGAACGGCAUGAGCAGCUGCAGCGAAAAUGGUUUCAACAGCGGCGACAACACUGUCUACGGAUCGGUGAUAAAUGGUUCCCCCGGGGUCAUCAAGAGUGACCCGCAGCUGUUCCCGUCUUUGCUCCAUCGCAUCUGCGAGGACCGCUCAAUGGACAACAUUGCCUUUUGGGAUGAGUCCAACUACGUCUGUAUCCCAGCCAUGGAGACACUGCGCCUGCAGCUCAAUAACAUGGGCAUGACCGCUAACCACACCGACUCACUCCAGAAAAACUUCAACGACUACCAGUUCUUCCGCCGCACCGACCAGCGCCGUAUCCGCCAUACCAGCGAGCAGGGCAUUGUCAAGUUCAGCAAUGUCAACUUCUUGCCCGGUCGCGAGGACCUGUUGCACAUGGUUGUGCGCAAAUCAGCACUCAAGAAAUUGCAAAAUGGCGUUGCGCGUGCCAGCGGGACUCCGGCCAAGGGAAAGAAAGUUAAGCCCGCCUCGACUCGUCAGGGCGGUGUGCGUGCGCAGCGCCAGUCCACGUCAGAGCGCCUGAACCCGUACUCGCGCUACGCUUCGACUGACUCUAGGCAUGUCAAUGGGUUUGCCAUGCCCAUUACGCCUGGUGCAUCCUUUCCGUCGCAGCACCCCCCAAACAGCCUCUAUUCUGGCGCUGCCGAUUCGGCUGGCUUGCAGAUGCCCAUGAGUGUGAUGCAGCCUGCCUUUGGCCUGCCCCCAUCGAUGUCAGUGAUGGACCGCGCUGACCCGUCGAUGAUUUCGCCGCCCAACCAACCGUACCCCAACUCGUCUUUCACCUUUGAGCAAAACCCGUCUGGCUUUGUUCUUCCCAGCAUACUCUCGCAACAGCAGAUGCAGCUGUCUCCCUCAGCCCAGAACCAGUACGCUUCGCCGCUGGCGGUUCCACAGCAAAUGCAGCCGCAGCAGUACCAGGAGCAGUACUCAUACCCGCAGCAGCAUGAGUACCACCACCCCCAGGAGUUCCAGGCCCAGUACCAUGUAUUUGCACCUGCGGGCGACAUUCCACCAGCUCGAAACGCCAUUUACUACGGCGACAACACAAACAACCAAAUGGCUUAA